UGGAAGAGUUUAUUUGGAAGAUAGGCGGAGACGGAAUAGGUUCGAAUAAAGAAACGAUACGGAAGAUGUGGCGCAUGCGCUCGUGUCAAUUCUUUGGCCAUGGAUGAUUUUCGUGUCAAACUGGCAGGAGUGACAGCAGAAGUUAUGCUGUUGCUUCUUUCUGAUGACGAAAUGAGAUUUUUUUCGUCUGGAGAGGUUGAAGAAGUUGUGGCCCCCUUAUUGGGUGAAGAGCGCGUAGCCAGAACUCGCAUACUUGGGUAUGUUGAAAGGGUUGUCUGGUCAUACGACGACUACACGUUUAGAAGGCAUUUUAGAAUGACAAAGCUGACGUUUAACAUUGUGUUGCAAGUUAUUCAGAGGUAUAUGGGAAGGGAGGAUGAUAGCAGGCCUGGUCGACCAUCUGUUUCAACAGAUAAGCAGUUGUUGUUAACUUUGUGGUAUCUUGCUAACCAAGAAACCAUACGAAGCAUUGGGGACAGAUUUGGUGUGUGUGAUGCAACUGUCCAUCGUACUGUUCGAAGAAUGAUGACUGUUGUCAAGGAAGCCAUCAUGGGUGAGGUGGUGGUCUGGCCAACUGGUGACCGAGCUAAAGCAGCCAUUGAGGGUUUUAGGGCACGUUGCGGAGUGAAAAAUGUGAUUGGAGCUAUAGACGGGUCUCACAUUGCAAUCAAAGCACCCAGCCAACAUCAAACGGACUAUAUUAACAGAAAAGGCUUCCAUUCAAUUGUGUUGCAAGCUGUUUGUGAUAAUCGAAUGUUAUUCACCGAUUGUUUUGUGGGAUGGCCAGGCAGCGUCCACGACUCCAGAGUCUACCGAAACUCACCCUUAUUUCAGGCAGCAGAAUCAAGAUAUUCCAACAUUUUCCCAAUGGAUAGCUUUUUGGUCGGAGACGCAGCUUACCCAUUGUCUAAAUGGACUUUAACCCCAUUUAGGGACACUGGCAAUCUUAGUGAAAAGGUGAAGUAUUACAACUUUGCCCAGUCUUCAACACGAAUUGUGAUCGAACAAGCAUUUGCUGCUCUAAAGGGUCGGUUUAGGCGACUGAAAUACAUUGACAUGGAUUCCACCUCUGUUAUAUCAGAUGUAGUGCUGACUGCAUGUACAUUCCACAAUGUCUGUAUCCUUGGAGAAGACAACUUGGAGGACUUCAUAGAGGACAUUGAAGAUGGUAGGCAAAUACAUGAUGCAGACAAUUAUGCAAGAGUUCAAAUUGACACUGAAGGAAAACGAAAGAGACAGACAAUAGCAGAUGAACUCUGGGCCAACAUGUAGAGGCCAAUACACUGUACCCUGCUGUGACACAGGCAACUAGCUAGCA
Messenger RNA from Corticium candelabrum, 1318 nucleotides. RefSeq names its product putative nuclease HARBI1. Bases 100 to 1272 code for a protein of 390 amino acids. Lineage: Eukaryota; Metazoa; Porifera; Homoscleromorpha; Homosclerophorida; Plakinidae. The record is from RefSeq and is a predicted model, not a curated record. The transcript has a single exon.